Messenger RNA from Xenia sp. Carnegie-2017, 1891 nucleotides. RefSeq names its product serine/threonine-protein kinase RIO3-like. Gene Ontology annotation, biological process: maturation of SSU-rRNA; protein phosphorylation. Bases 183 to 1652 code for a protein of 489 amino acids. Lineage: Eukaryota; Metazoa; Cnidaria; Anthozoa; Malacalcyonacea; Xeniidae. The record is from RefSeq and is a predicted model, not a curated record. Gene Ontology annotation, molecular function: ATP binding; protein serine/threonine kinase activity. The transcript has 10 exons. Gene Ontology annotation, cellular component: preribosome, small subunit precursor; cytosol.
UUUGUAAAGCUGUUUGCUUUUACGUGUUGGUCUGCGUCGUGAGAGUAUCUUAAAACGUGAAAAAUCAUUUCUAUUCAAAUUUGUGUUGCGUUGUACAUCGUCAGACCAUUUGUUGAAAAGUUUUAAAUAUUUAUUUGUGUAAAUACGUGUAUAUUAUCAAAGAACAAUUAUAAUUUAUCAACAUGGAAAGUCCAGUAUUAACAAGCUCUAUAAAAUGUGGAAGUCCUAAAAAUCCUUGGGGUUGCCCAAACAGAGAAACUGCUCCAUCAUUGAUGACAGUUAUGGAUGAAGAAUUAGCCAGAGAAAUGGACAAAACUGAGAUACAAAUGUGGGAUGAUAAAACAGUUGAAAAGCCAGUUGAAAUUUGUGUAAAUGACAUGCAUGACUCAGACACUGCUAAUGAUCUGAUGCUUGCACAAAUGUUGCAAUUACAAUUUGAUGAAGAGUAUGAAAAAUGUUUGCAAGCAGAAGAAAAUAGGAUGAAUGGAACAAGCAAGGUGUCAAUAAGUUUUGACAACUAUCGUAAAAUUCAUCCUGGCAUCUUGGAAAGUGACUCAUCAUCAUCAUCAAAUGAGGACAUGGAAUAUGAUGAUGAAGAUAAAAAUGAGAAGAAAAAACAAUUUUCUGGUAGAGGUGGUAAAUCAUCUUCUGGUGGAGGUAGACGAAAGAGGUAUCAAAGUAGUGGUUCUGGUAAAAAUAUUACAACAAAACAUGAUGCUGAAGUGUGUGGUCGAAAAAAUGCAAAGAAUAUAGAAAAGUUUCCACCAAGUUUUGCUGCUGGGGAUGUUGGUUCUAAGGAACUUGAUCUAAAGAUAUCAAAUAAUGUGUACAACAGUCUAAAGCAGCAUUCAAUAAAAGAAGAAAAACUAAGUUAUCGUUUACAUGAAAAGAAGGAACAUUCAACUCAUGAGCAAGCUUUAGAUCCAAAAACUAGGUUGCUCCUGUAUAAGUUGGUCAAUGCUGAGAUUUUGGAUGAAAUUAAUGGUUGCAUUAGUACAGGAAAGGAAGCUUGUGUCUUUCAUGCUUUUGGCGGAAAAAUGGAGAAUACCACAGUUCCUCAUGAGUGUGCGAUCAAGGUCUUCAAGACUACUUUAAAUGAGUUUAAGACAAGAGAUCGCUACAUUAAAGAUGAUCAUAGAUUCAAAGAUCGUUUAGGCAAACAAAAUCCAAGGAAAACCAUUAAGCUCUGGGCUGAGAAAGAAAUGUGUAACCUCUCCAGAAUGUGUCAUGCUGGUAUACGCUGUCCUCAGGUAGUGCUACUCAAAAAACAAGUUUUGGUGAUGAGUUUUAUUGGAAGUAAUCAAUUGCCUGCACCAAAACUCAAAGAUGUUGUAUUGACCAGCAGCCAGGCUACACAAGCAUAUGAGCAAUGUAAAGAGAUGAUGUGUACAAUGUACGAGAAAUGCAAUCUCAUCCAUGCAGAUCUCAGUGAAUAUAAUAUGUUAUGGCAUGAGAAUAAUUUAUACUUCAUUGAUGUGAGUCAAUCAGUGGAACCUAGGCAUCCACACGCUUUAGAGUUCUUAUAUCGGGAUUGCAGAAAUGUUACGUCAUUUUUUGAGAAAUUUGGUGUUGAAGUAUUGUCGGCGGAAAACCUUUUUAAUGACGUUUCCAAACUCAACAUACCUGUUGAUUGUAAAGGAAUUUUUAUCUAAGGUUGUGAAAUGUGAACGGUUUUUAUCAGAAACGAGGAAAAUGAAAAAGCAACCCGAGGAUUAUGCCUUUGAUUACAUUUUUAUGGAAAACCAAACACCUCAAAAAGAUAACUAAAUAAUAAUGUACUUGUAAAAUUAAAUUUCUCGCCAAUGUAAUUAGCUGUGUUGAAAUAAGUGGCAUGAUUUUUAUGCUUACUAUGUAUGCAGACUUCCCAAUGAAACAUCUCGAACAUUUUAAA